Molecule: messenger RNA, 1106 nt
Organism: Echinops telfairi (small Madagascar hedgehog)
Lineage: Eukaryota; Metazoa; Chordata; Mammalia; Afrosoricida; Tenrecidae
Gene: RCN3
Product: reticulocalbin 3
Exons: 6
Coding region: 1-639 (212 amino acids)
Cellular component (GO): endoplasmic reticulum
Molecular function (GO): calcium ion binding
Source: RefSeq, a predicted model, not a curated record
AUGUAUGUGGUUACCUGGGACCCUGACAAUGGACAUGUCGAUACCAGGAAGAUCGUGGACCGCAUGGACAAGGCCGGGGAUGGCGACGGCUGGGUGUCUCUGGCCGAGCUCCGCGCGUGGAUCGCGCACACGCAGCAGCGACACAUACGGGACUCGGUGAGCGCGGCCUGGAACACCUACGACACGGAUCGCGACGGACGCGUGGGCUGGGAGGAGCUUCGCAAUGCCACCUACGGCCACUAUGAGCCCGGAGCCACCCCCUGGGACCCUGAGACGCUGGAAGACCUGGACAAGAACAAAGAUGGCUACGUCCAAGUGGAGGAGUACAUAGCGGACCUGUACUCGGAGGAGCCCGGGGAGGGAGAGCCCGCCUGGGUGCAGACGGAGCGCGAGCAGUUCCGUGACUUCCGGGACCUGAACAAGGACGGGCGGCUGGACGCCAGCGAGGUGGGCCACUGGGUGCUGCCGCCAUCGCAGGACCAGCCGCGGGUGGAGGCCUACCACCUGCUGCACGAGAGCGACGCCGACAAGGAUGGGCGUCUGAGCAAGGCCGAGAUCCUGGGUAACUGGAACAUGUUCGUGGGCAGCCAGGCCACCAACUACGGCGAGGACCUCACUCGGCACCACGACGAGCUUUGAAGGCCACGCGUCCACUAUAGACUCGUGGCUCCACAGCCAGGGCCACGCUGCUCGGCUGUAACCACGCCCUCUGCUUAGGCCACACCCCACUGAGGUGGCCAUGCCGCCGCGUCCUGACCCAUAGGACGUGGGCACGGCCCCAGGAGGCCCGGUGGGGUUAUCAUCCCUGUGAAGUCCUUCUCCCUUCCCACCAGGGCCUCCCACCCACCGCCCAUGACGGCAUCCAGCCAUUUCUCUCUGGCAGGGUCUCUCAGCACAGACCCAGGACCCUCAGCCCCCAAAGUCAGCCUCCGAACGCCUCCCAUCCCACCCCUUCCAGCCCGGAUCUGAGACUCAGGCCCCCCAGACUGAGAACCAGGAGCUAGCCUGGACCGUGUCCAGCCCAGCACAACGUCCCCAUCGGUCCUCUAGAUUGCCCCAAACCCAGGCAGCCAAAGGAGGCAAAUAAAAUCCAGGGCUAGACCGAG